Molecule: messenger RNA, 744 nt
Organism: Aspergillus puulaauensis
Lineage: Eukaryota; Fungi; Ascomycota; Eurotiomycetes; Eurotiales; Aspergillaceae
Product: flavin reductase family protein
Exons: 1
Coding region: 1-744 (247 amino acids)
Molecular function (GO): FMN binding
Source: RefSeq, a predicted model, not a curated record
AUGUUCUACGAACCCGGCGUGACAGACCAUGGCCUCCCCCACGAUCCCUUCAAGGUAAGCCUACCAACCAUAAUGCCCAUACUCUAUACCCAUCCCGAUAACAAACAGGCCUGCGUAAUCCCCCGCCCAAUCGGGUGGAUAUCAACCCAAAGCCCAUCAGGCACCUCCAACCUGGCCCCCUACUCGCAAUUCAACAAUCUAACCUUCGACCCGCCGUACGUGAUGUUCUCCUCGAACCAAACCGCCACAAACAGCCGCAAAGACACCGUCAUAAACGCCGAGUCCACCGGCCAGUUCAUGUGGAACCUAGCCACCUACCCCCUCCGCCACGCCGUCAACAUCACCGCCGAGCAAGUCCCCUACGGGGUCGACGAGUUCACGCGCGCAAAUCUAACCAAGGAGCCUGCCUCCAAGGUAAACUGCCCCAUGGUCGCUGAGAGUCCUGUGAAGUUCGAAUGCGAGUACCACACGACCAUCCGGCUGCCGGGGAACCCGCCGAUGGGGACGGUGGAUGUGAUUAUUGGGAGGGUGGUGGGGGUGCAUAUUGCGGAGAGUGUGCUUACCGAUGGGAUCCUGGAUGUGCGCAAGACGGAGCCGAUUGCGCGGUGUGGCUACUAUCAGUAUACGGUUGUGAGGGAGACGUUUGAUAUGGUGAUUCCGGGGAUGAGUGAGGACGUGCUGUAUGGGCUGGAGGGGAACGCGAGGAGGAAUAAAGAGAAGCAUUUGAAAGAUACGGAGAAUUAG